Ornithodoros turicata is the source of this 8627-nucleotide messenger RNA. RefSeq lists its product as uncharacterized. The transcript is spliced from 2 exons. Gene Ontology annotation, cellular component: plasma membrane. Gene Ontology annotation, biological process: protein processing. Gene Ontology annotation, molecular function: metalloendopeptidase activity. The record is from RefSeq and is a predicted model, not a curated record. Bases 166 to 8562 code for a protein of 2798 amino acids. NCBI's taxonomy places the organism in Eukaryota, Metazoa, Arthropoda, Arachnida, Ixodida, Argasidae.
AUCCCCUGGCGACGAAGACGAAGAAACCGCCAGGGGCGUGUGCACCUGCCAUUCCAUCGCACCGCUGGCGCUGUCGCACGUUCCCUCCCUUUGGUAGACUUGUGAGAACUUCUGUCCAUGUAGCCCGACGUCGCAGCUAGAUGUUCCUAGUGACGUCGCGGAGUCAUGCACAGCGCUGUCAUAAAACACAACAGAUCGAAAGAUCGUCCCAAAGAAGUUCUUGGUAUGGAUGACGGGGACCGGAAUGCUUCGUCGCCAGAUUCGUCACACUUAUCUGCUUCAGACAGCGCGCUGACGUCUGAUGAGUCUGGCCACAGUGAAAGCACAUCCAGGUACACCGGAGUACGUGAGGAGGGUAUGGAACAUGACAGUGAAUGCGAAGUUAUGAUUGAGCGUCGUCUAGCACCAGCGCCGGUACACAAUACCGCGCUGUGUGCUGCACACGGUCUCUCCUCUGCAGACGCAAUUCCUAUGCAGACGUCCUAUACCUCGUCGCCUUCUGUCGACGAAAACGUGCAAGAUGAUGCUUCAGGUACACCAGCGAUGGCAACUGGAGGUGCGUGCGAAAGUGGACCAGCAGAAGCUGAACACGUGUCGGCUGUUCCUGGGUUCUGGGAGCUACCACAUGAGGCAAUGGCAUCUAGCACAUUGGUGGCGCAGGGGGAGAGACUAUUAGAAAGAUUUGUAGCCGAGAGAGCAUCUCAGCACGACCAUGACGAGCUGGCACAAGGCGCAAUAAUUCCGGCUUUAAACAGCUUAGAGGAAGACCUUAAGCUGGGACCCAUGUAUAUCGGUGGAGGGGGAGAACAGAUAUUACCUGACAAGACAGCAGGCAUUGAUGCUUUGAAAGGUGACACUGUUGGUAACGUUGCUGAUUGCUUACAUAUGUAUCCAGUCUACGAGACGCACCCUUCCUGGCCAGACGCGGAGCUGGAUUACGCCGAUUCAUUCGCGGUCGCCGAAAACAAAAUUGCUGCGACAAACAAGAAAUUAAAUGCGAUUGGGAGAGAAACCGCCGAGUCUGACGAGUAUUUCGAUUACGACGUCCAACGGACGUCACGUAGUCCCCGAAGUGCUCGCCCAACCAAGAAGAAACACAAAAGUCCAUCCUCCAAGCAAAGCGGGAAAGGCCAGCCGAGCCCACAGGUUGUCGACAUGGUUAAAGACGCCGUCGAUAGCCUUAUGGAAGAGUUCCAACUGGAAAACGAGUCAGACCUUGAAAGGGAGCAUCCUCCGGUUGGCUAUGAUUCUCCUCCACCACGAAUAAAAGUCAUACGCACGUCGAUAGAAGACCUAGACAACGUUGAGACCAUCUGCAGCCUCUUGGAAUCUCUUACUGGAGACGUGAAGGGCGACAUUGACCCGUCAAAGAUCCAGCCCAUAGUGCUUGAAGCAAGUUAUUUUGAUGAAACUGAAGACGACGCUGAAAAACGAUCGCCCAAGCGGAAGAAGUGCUCGAAGAAGGCGAAAUCAAAUUCGCUAGAACUGGUGCACAUAUCGCGUAAAAAGAAAAAGGGAUCGUGCAACAAGGCCUCCAGGUCAAGCCGAAAGAAUGAACACGACGACGUAGAAAUGGAAGAAGUGACGCUGACAGAGGUAUCCGAAGGCGAUGAUGGCGAUGAAAGUAAAAACAAAAAGGUGCGUUUCUUUACAAAUCUCGUCUUGAGGCGGAAGAAAAUGCCUUCAGGGGUGACACUUUCUGCAAAGGACGGUAAAGGGAUGCCCGUCGUGAAGAAAGCUGGAUCGUCAAGCGGGAAAGGAAAGUGCGCGGCUAGUGAUGAAAGCAGAAGUAGUACGGCUAGCAGAGGGAGUAUGGACAGCUGGAGAAGUAGGCGUAGUGCGGGUAGUGCUGGAAGCACGGCCAUUAAGGUAGUACGAAAACUUAUUCAAGCCGAACAAGCGAGUAAAGGAAAAAAGAAAACUGACGCUAAAAAACAAGAGCGGAAGAAAGGGGUAAAUGACGCGAGUGGAAAGGUGGUAAACGUAACACCAGGCGAGGAAGGACAAGAAACGAAGGGAACGCGGAAGGAGUGCAGCAAGAAGAAAAGAGGAACCAACAAGACACCAAAGGCAAAGAAAAAGGGCGAUGAUGAAGAGGAAGGCAUCAGGAUCAAGCGUGACAGCGGCGGAGGAAUUCGCCUUAUACUUCCCCGUACGGCGUCCGUGAAUAUUGACAGUACCGGAAGUCAUGAGCGUAGAGAACGGCAGCUCUGUGACAAGUGUUCGGAAGAGGCCGUGGCAAAGAAACGCACGCAGUCUUCAGACAGAACCAAAGAGGCUGGAGAGAAGCAAAAACGCGAUAGUUCGCUUCAUCAGGGAGACGUUGCGUCAUACAUACAUCGGCAGUUUUCGUUCGAACGAAGAGCAUCACCCACUCCCCGUGAUACUGGGUGCAGCGGAAAGGACGCCGAUAUCAUAGAAAUGUUCGAGUCGCUUUAUGGUCGGCAGCGUGGUAGUCCCAAUGGCCGAAGAGGAACCGAGGUGAACCGUUCGCGAGGUUCAUCGUUCGACCAAAGAGACUCCGCUGAGAUCCGUUCACAGGAUUCAUGCUACGGCCAGAGGGAAAGUUUCGGAUUCCACACAAGAGAUAUUUCUCACGAUCGAGUGGUCGCAGAUGGAUCUGAUCUGCAAGACACGCACGAACGAAGGAAAUGGGACACCGUCAAGACAUCCCGCGAGCAGGAGGAAUCUGAACCUCUAUAUAGGUCACGAUCGCCACCAUCACGCCAUGGGCUAGGACAGCUCGAAGAAGUUGAAAUCGAACUAUAUAACAGCAGAAAGCCAUCACGUGACCGCAAGUUAGACAUGAAAGGACAAAAGCAGAUUCGCUCAGAUCAUAGAGGCAGGCCCGUGUCCACUAUUUCUCCACCUCCUGUACCACCUCCUCCUCCGCUUACACCACCGCCGCCACCCGCGUACCGGCGAGACCUCGUAGAUUUCACUCUCAGGACACUUCCUUCACCUUUACCUUCUGAAGUACCACCUCCUCCUGUACCACCACCUCCUCCUUCAGUUCCACCGCCUGACUGGAGUUCCAGCCAGGUUGACCUGGGACAACAAUCUCGACCACAGACAAAGCGAAAGAAACACAAGGAAGUUCAUGUUCGCAGGGCAAAACAAACCUCGCCUCCACGAGGCGAGCCUCAAAGCGCUGAGAUCCUCUACAGAUCGAGGGCAAAAGCAACUUCAAAGGAAUACAAGAGACCAGAGGAGAUGAGAUCAAGGAACGCGACUUCUUCGCCUGGCAGCCCCAGGGGUAAAUGUGACAUUAAAUCAAGGUCGCCAGCACGUGCUUACGUCACCGAGAGCAACAUGGGCAUUAGAACGAAAGGUGCUGAAGAUUAUAAAAAAGAGAUUGAAGUAGAUGUACGCAAAAGAAGAGCACCACGGGACAGCGGCAAAGAUUUUAGGUCAAGAAAACCUCAGCAAGAAUGCAUAAGGGUUAGUGAUACUAACAUCAUGUCAAGCCAACGACAAUCACAGCGCAGCAGACAGGAAGAAGGCAACCGGCGGCAGUACACACCGGAUGGUCAGCAGGAGGACGACAGAGAAAGAAGGGGACUGUCACGAAAUCGGAGAGAAGGGACACCGGAACUAAAAGUGGAAACGCGUUAUGAACGCAGGAGGGAGAUAUCUAGAGGAGAUGAUUAUGUAGAAGGCCACACUACCAGCCCUGGCGACGAUGGAAGAUUACGCCAACCAGGCCGCUCAACUGACAAUAGCGCAGACUCAUUGAGGGGAAGGUCACCAUCACCCUCUCCAUGGUCAACACAGGGAGGGCCGUUCAAGCCUCACCCUUCCAGUGAAUACGAAGCCGGCGACACUCACAAGCUUGGAGGAUCCCCUUCACGUGAAUCGUGGUCUAGUUCUAGCGAUCGAUCCAGAAAGCGAGAUUUACCUCGUGACCAACGAAAAGACUUAACGCGCAGUACCAGAAGAAGUGAAGUUCCCGCCGCUGAAUGGGGACGCAUGGAAAGCACACGCGAGGAAAUUGACACAUAUCGCAGUCCAAAGAGGGGGACGGGAGGUGCUGCUUGGAGGAGAAUAACUUCGCCGAGUAAAGAAUGGCAUGCGGGAAACCGUAAGGAUGUUCGGGGCAAUCGCUCUCCUCGUCGAAGCCCCUCUGUUAUUACUUCAAGGUCGGACAUUGAGGGUACUUCGUAUACAGGGUACACAACACAGACGGGCUACUCUGCUGAGGCAGGUUACAGAACCGCAACGUCCCACGUGGAAUCUGCAACGAAUAUCUCUCGAGUAAUGAGCCCCGGGAGUGGAUCCCAAAGUCCUAUCAGCUCCAACGUGGAUGUUCGAAAGCGGACUGCUCACCACCGCGGUCGCUCUCGGGGUUCCCCAACCGCAAAACCACCAAACGUCGGGCGAAGUGCGAAAGUGGGUGCGCAAGGCAUUGACUUGCAAAUAUUUCCUGAAGAAGGAUUGCCUUCCAAGAUUGUUCUUGAGCGUGAGGAUCACGACAAAAAGCAAACGUUCGUAGUGAAGACAUCCAAAACUGAUGUAAAAGAUGGUGGGUCGUCCGAAGACGUUACGCGGGUAACCGUAAAUGAAGUGAAAAAGGCCAAGGACAAAACUAAAGCCCCAAAGAAGAAAGAAGCGCAGAAGAAGGGCUCCGGCAGUUCCUCUCCGUUGCAAUACGAUGGCGCCAAGCCAAAGGGCGAAGUUGACUCAAUUUUUAAAGAGUGCGCCAUAGGUCCUCGGAUAAACGUGUGGCAUGUACCCCCUGGAGAAAUGCAGAAGCACCUGGAAACUGUGCAGCCUGCCCUUUCAGAUAUCAAGCGCUCUAGGUCGGGAUCACGGGCCUCAGAGUCCAAACGAUCAGGUUCUAGACGUUCCGAAAGUUCCCAUUCUAAAAGAAGAACUUGCCGCAGAGAGUUGAGACGGCGUAGGGCUUUAGAGACGCGUCCCGUGGCGGAGUCUCCAACCGUGGGUUAUGAAACCAUCCAAGGUCCUAUCUAUGAGACGGACGGGGCACAUUACCGGAUUGAGCCAUGCGUGGAGAUGAGACAUAGAAAAACUGGUCAUUCAUUGUCCAUGGAGCAAUUUAACGGACGUGAACCAGCCUCGUCAGCUUUAACGGGAGAACAGAAGCAAGACCCUUAUACUUCUACGCGAAGGAGACGUUCGUCGAGAACAGAAAUAAAACGUUUUGCAAGUACAGAGGACCAAUUUGGAUUGCCAACCAUAGGAUUGGACACAUUCCGCCAACAAGACGUAAUAUCGGGUGUACCUGUUCCUCGCGAAAUGGCCCCAUCAAUUGAUCCUGCGUUUCCUCAACCAUGGGCAGAAGGCAUGCAAGGAAUGCCUGUACAACAAACCAUUAUAGUACCUGGAAGCAGGGGACCACCGAUCUUGACACAGUCGCUAGGGCAAAGUCAGAUCAGGCCCAUUUCUCUCGAUGCUAUGAAAAGUGGUCAGACGUUUCUACUGCAGUCGCAAGGGGGAGGACAAACUAUCUUAACGCAGAUGCUUGGUCCACGGAUGCCAAAUCCGCAGGGGAAUGUAAACCUGCAGGCGCAGCAACCAGGAUUAGUGGGCAGUCAUUCAGCCACGAGGAUAACGUUAACCCAUGGAGGUGGCCCGCAUUCAGUGCUUCCACGACAAACUGCGCCUCCGCAGUCUUCACUUCUCUCUCCAGGACCCACGCACACCAUCCUCAUUCAGCCGGGAUCACCACCAGCAGAACCGCAGCAGUUCAAUCUCUUUCAACAGGACCCAAAACAGCAAGAAAGAAUAACCAUGUUCAAGCGCAGCAUGCGGUACACAUUUCCUUCGCCACCAAUGUCUCCUCCUCCCAUGGGACCAAGAUUCAUUGCUCAAGCCGCUUUGACUGGGAGCGGUGCGCAAUCUGUGCGGCCGUCCCAUCACCACUACCAUCCGUUCGGACCACCACAUUGGCAUCAGCCGGCGUUCGCGUACAGACGUUCCCACGGUCCUCAAGGAAUGAGAAGUGGCUUCAUGGCCGAAGAGCCGACGAGGCGAUCUCCACGAAAUGCGUUCUCGCAACCGGCCAUUCACAGACCUGUUGGUACACCGUUCACUUCCCAUUCAUUCAUGACUGCAUGCGAGAGUACACAGGCACCCCAGAACGAGUUAUUAGCAGGCAGUGAGGCCGCCGCCACCACGCUGGCCUCCACGUCGGCUCCUGCUCUGGACCUAGGGAAUUCCGUGAGUGCUUCCUGUCAUUACUCUCAGCCUUCUGGAUCUGGUGAGAAUGCGUACUCUCUCACGAUCUCCACUGAGUCGCCCUCACAAUCGGAUGAUCUCGACAUCUGGGACAGAAGCAAACAGAGGUCCAUCGACCCGAUACUUCCGGAAGCGGUGCGCAACAGUAGAACACAUCCUAAAGGUCUCAGGAGGUUUACUAACAAGGGACAGACUGCAGUUUACCUCACCCUGCUCGUAGUGGUCAUUGCGGGUCUCGCGGGUACCAUAAGUUUGUACAGCAAGAGGAGAUGGGCGCACGAGGAAGAGGAAGAGACCUUUGAAGGCGGUGAUGGCGCCAAGAUGUUUGGUCCUUGGCAGAAGUUUGACGACCAGGGGAAUGCCUCUCCAAAUGGUACCCGCUCAUGUGUCAGUUUACAGUGUAGUCCGGAAGCUCUAGCUUUGAUACAGUCUAUAGAUCGGUCAGUCAAUCCCUGUGACGACUUCUAUGGUCACGUGUGUUCAUCUCAGUGGAAAGCCAAGGGGUCCUACGCAUCUGCCGAUGGCAUCGCAAAGAAGGAAAUCCAGAGAGCCGUCGUAAAUUUCUUCAAAGAGAACAGUCCAGGCAGCGGUGAUAUCGCGACAUCAAAGCAAUUCUGGCAGGGCUGCGUCAACGUGGACGAGAUAGCUCACUUGGGAAACUCACCAUUCUUGGCCAUCCUCAAUAUGACAGGGCUCCGAAGGUGGCCGUAUGCAGUCGGUGACUAUGACCCUGAUGUCGCCGACGUGUGGAGGAAAGCUGGUAAAAUCAUAAGGCACAUGUCCUUAUCUCCUCUCUUGGAUGUAAGAGUAAUACCAUCUCUCCGUCGUUACAAGAGGGAAAUAGUUUUGAGCCGAGGGGAACACAUUCCUGCCGCCCAACGAAACCCCCAGAAAGACUUUGGCAGAGACGCCCUUGCAGCCGACGUUGUGAAAGCCUUUAGAACAGUCCAUCCGUCGGGGUCGUACGACGGUCAGAUAACUACAGAAGUAGUAGACUUCAUCUUCAAGUUGUCUAACAUAAGCGACGGUCAAGCAACAACACGAGACGGCCUCACGACAGUGAUUAAGCCAUUUAUCCACAACGCGUUCGGGGACGAAGAUACCUUACCUCCCAACGGCAGCGUCUACACCACGCAAAAUUCCAGAUUCGUCGAUGCAGUGGUUAGACUGGUUCAAACCACGUCUUCAAGAAUAACCUUGAACUAUCUGGGCUUCAGUGUGGUUCAUCAUGCGUUCCUCUUCUCUCCGAGCAGCGCCAAGGAGGUCCUUUCCCUUGGCAAGAAGACUUCCGCAGCUGUGGCACGUGAAUCCGAAUGUGUUCGCGCUCUUCUCAACGACGCUCUUCCUAAAGCGACCGCUGAACGUGUAGCCUAUGCUGCGGUUCAGAAGCACAUUGACCUCGCUGCACUGAGGGUGCUGGCAUCGGACCUAAAGAAGAGCGCCGUUAACCGAAUCUCAAAGUUGCAUUGGAUGGACACGGGGACCAGGGCCAGAGUUGCUCGCCAGUUACGAGAAACGGACAUUCGUUUUUUCUUCGAGAACGACACCGGAUCUGACAGUCUGGUACAAAGGCAUCCACCCGAGCGCGUUCCAGAAGUUCUGCCUGCGCAAGCGUUGCUGUCAUACCAACGUCUACGGGCUCACCGCUUCAAAUCAACAGUUGCGACGACUACAUCAGCAGGCGUCAACUACUUGGGUGGCAGUUUUACCCACGAGGAUUGCACGUACUACUCCGACCAGAAGGUUCUACUCCUGCCAUUGUCUGCACUUGACGUCAGGGCUUCUCCGACUCCCUUUUCGUUGCUCUUUCAAGUUCCUCGCUUUGGCGUCAAGGUUCUACGGUGUCUCCUUCGCGUUCUCUUUAGCGGGAGCGUUGACACUCCAGCACGAACGCAGUCGGCUGUCAGAGAGUCCUGGACUUUACCCGCGCGUCGCCACUACGAGAAAAUAAGGUCAUGCAUCGAUAAGCAAUACCUGAGGAUUAGGGACCCUGUUGAGAAUAAAUUAUCCAAUCGACAGGACCUCCUUACAGUGCUGAACGUUGUCGACAACGCAGUUGUUGGUCCCGAUAAGGAUAUCUAUGAAGCGUAUGCGUCCGCACUAAGGCAAUCCGGUUCAGUACAAGAUGCUGAGGCGCUGGAGGGCCUGACGUGGGCACAGCUAUUCUACGUGUCGUACGCCCAGGGCAUGUGCGAGGUUCUCGACCACGAUUACAACUUCAGAAGGGCAAAGCAGUAUCACGAGAGUCCCAACUGGGAGAGGGUGAACGUACCACUUGGAAACGACGAGCAGUUUCUGAAGGUGUUCAAGUGCGGUGGAAGCAGUGCCAUGAAUCGGGAACCGCGCUGCCGGAUAUGGGACUAGCGUGCUGCAGCGUUCGUUGACGAAAUUGCUACCAGUUAUAUAAUAAAUAUUGUCGAUAUACCGCA